Messenger RNA from Osmia bicornis bicornis, 1862 nucleotides. RefSeq names its product beta-hexosaminidase subunit beta-like. The record is from RefSeq and is a predicted model, not a curated record. The transcript is spliced from 7 exons. Gene Ontology annotation, molecular function: beta-N-acetylhexosaminidase activity. Gene Ontology annotation, cellular component: membrane. Gene Ontology annotation, biological process: glycosaminoglycan metabolic process; ganglioside catabolic process; carbohydrate metabolic process. Lineage: Eukaryota; Metazoa; Arthropoda; Insecta; Hymenoptera; Megachilidae. Bases 118 to 1746 code for a protein of 542 amino acids.
GCGCAGGCUAAGGUCGUUACCACUCUUCGUUACCGUACGUAUCGUUCUCAGCGUUCAGUAGACGAUGAUCAGUCGCCGGCGUCGCGUCGAAUCGAAUCGUUCGAACAGCUGCGAACCAUGACUACCAUGCGGUUGGUAUCGUCGCUGUUGCUCCUGCUGAUCGUCCAAACGAAGUCUUUGAACCCGGACCACGGUCCCUGGGUACAGGCGACUCGCGGCGAACCGUGGCCUUAUCCUGAUCUCCGACGAGUCAGCAAGACAUUCUAUUUACUUCGCGCCUCCACUUUUCAAUUUAACGUAAUCGGUGAAACAUGCGACAUCGUGGUAGAUGCGAUAGAAAGGUACAAAGCAAUUAUCCUGACGGAAGCAAGAAUAGCGAAGAUCUAUUCGCAAGGGCAUCCAGAAUUAUCGAGAAACAAUGACACAGCCAAAGGUACUCUCAGUGCUUUGAACAUUCAUUUAGGGGAACCAUGCGAAAAGGAUGGCAACCAUUGGCCUCAUUUGCAAAUGAGUGAAGCAUACACUCUCAGCAUUAACGAGACGUCCACCGUCGCUAACCUCGUGGCAGAAUCAGUAUGGGGGAUUCUUCGUGGUCUCGAAACGUUUUCUCAGCUGAUAACACCAGCUGGAGACGGUUCAAACCUGAGGAUCAAAUGUCAAACCAUCGUGGAUCGACCAAAACUACCCCAUCGUGGACUCCUAUUGGACACGUCUCGUCAUUACCUGCCUAUCUCCGCCAUUUUGCUGACUCUGGACGCGAUGUCCUUUAACAAAAUGAACGUUUUACACUGGCACAUCGUCGACGAUAACAGUUUCCCUUAUCAGAGCUCCAAGUAUCCGAACUUAUCCGCUAAGGGUGCCUACCAUCCCUCGAUGGUGUACACUCUGAACGAUAUCCAGAAGGUCGUAGACUACGCUAGGUUAAGGGGAAUUCGAGUAAUGCCGGAAUUCGAUACUCCAGGACAUACCAGGUCAUGGGGUUUGGCUUAUCCGGACUUAUUGACCACUUGCUACGAUUCCAGAGGAAGGGCUACCGGACAGCUAGGUCCAAUGAAUCCAAUAAAUCCAAAUUUGUACGAGUUCUUACAUCACCUGUUCGCCGAGAUAGUUCAAGUAUUUCCGGAUCAAUACGUGCAUCUAGGAGGCGACGAGGUCCCGUUCAAUUGCUGGAUGAGCAAUCCGGAGAUCAACGCGUACAUGAAGCACCGUAACAUGUCGAGAAACUACGCCCUCCUCGAAGCGGAAUACAUAGCGAAGCUGCUUCAGAUCACCAAUUCGCUGGAGGCAAACACCAUAGUAUGGCAAGAGGUGUUCGAUAACGGUGUGAAAAUGCCGAAUACUACUGCAGUCCACGUGUGGACGGGUGUAUGGGCAAAAGAACUGAAGGAUGCUACCGCGGCCGGACAUCCCGUGUUGCUGUCCGCCUGUUGGUACCUGGAUCACAUCGCAGGCGGUGGAGACUGGAGGAAAUUUUAUAGAUGCGAUCCUCUGGCAUUCGAUGGUGCCGCGAAAGUGGCGCACUUGAUGCUCGGAGGAGAAGCUUGCAUGUGGGGAGAAUUCGUCGACAAAAACAACGUGCACCCGAGGAUAUGGCCACGAGCUAGCGCAACCGCCGAACGUCUUUGGAGCAGCGCGAAAUUGGACGAGAACAAGGCUGCUCAAAGGCUCGAGGAACAUUCGUGUCGCAUGAACAGACGUGGAAUUCCGGCACAACCACCGAACGGGCCUGGAUUCUGUGUGAUGUAACACUGCCUCAAAGAUUUUCCAUUUCCACUAUGUAGUACGCGAAGCUUCGUUUUCUACCAACUUCACGCGAGAAUGAUUUUAUCGAAGAAGAAUUAAAUAAACUUUUAUGAUUCUCA